Molecule: messenger RNA, 861 nt
Organism: Rotaria socialis
Lineage: Eukaryota; Metazoa; Rotifera; Eurotatoria; Philodinida; Philodinidae
Source: the annotation of a GenBank genome assembly
AUGGAGGAACAACAACGUUUGCAUGCACUAUCGUCUCAUAUGCAACACUAUUCGCCCAUGGAUUAUCAUCGUUUUCAAUCGACAUAUUCAAUGCGUCCCUAUCAUCAUCCUGCAAGUGCCUAUCAAAAUCAAACUGAUUGUUGGUUUCCACCACCAUCACAUUCAGUUUCACCACCAUCAUCAAAAUAUGAUACAACACUUGAUUAUCAUUCUCAUCCAUAUAUUGCCUAUAAUCCUCAACAAUCAACUCCAACGGAGCUUGAUUAUAAAUCCAACACAUCAGCGGCAGCAUCGAAAGCAACUGUAGCUGCUUAUUUUAAUUUUAAUUUCAAUUGCGAUCCAGCACAUAGUCAUCAUCAUCCGUUAUUCGCCGAGAAUCCUUCAAUGGGAACAACAGAUUCGCCAAAUAAUUUUAAACAAGCUAAUAAUAAAGUUCAACAUCUAAAUGAUCUAUCAACGACAGUUGGUUUAAGUCCGAAAGCAUCAUCAUCUGGCGCUUCAUCAUCAAAUGAAUCAUCAUCAAUAAAUAAUGGUGUUAGUCCAGCUCAAUCAGUUCCUGUUAAUUCAAAACCACGUAAAGAACGUACAGCUUUUACAAAAAAUCAAAUACGUGAAUUGGAACGUGAAUUUUUAAAACAUAAUUAUUUAACACGUUUACGUCGUUAUGAAAUAGCUGUUGCACUUAGUUUAACAGAACGUCAAGUUAAAGUUUGGUUUCAAAAUCGUCGUAUGAAAUUCAAACGUGUUCGAGGUGCCGUUUUGGCUAAAAUCGAUAAAGUCAAUCAAAAGGCAUGUUAUCAUGGUUCGAACGAAGAACAAGAUGGAGAUUCCGAAGAUGACGAAAGCAUUGCUAGCCACUAG